UGAAACAAUCACUCUUGCUUCCUUCUUUGCUUCUUCAGAAACCAAAGAAGAAAUAAAUAGCGGCAGAAAAUAAAGAGAAAAAGGGUAAGAGAUGGGAAACUGCCAAGCAAUCGACAGUGCAACUCUAGUGAUACAGCACCCAAACGGCAAAGUGGAUAAGCUCUAUUCGCCGGUCGCCGCCACUGAAAUUAUGAAGAUGAAUCCUGGCCACUACGUCGCACUUCUCCUCACCACCACCUUCUACUCUUCCUCCUCCGCCGCCAACCACAACAACAACAGUAACAUCCCUCUUCGAGUCACGCGUAUCAAACUUCUCAGGCCGACAGAAACUCUUGUUCUUGGCCAUGUUUAUAGACUUGUCACCUCCCAAGAGGUAAUGAAAGGGUUGUGGGCAAAGAAGCAAGCAAAGAUUCAACAGCAACAGCAGCAACGGAGGAAGAAUGGAGAGAUGAUGACAGAAAGAAUUACACGUAAUUCAGAUUUUGAAGCAGUAGUUAGAAGAAGUAGUGAUGAUGGCCAUGUGAAGAACAUGACUAAUCAGGUAAAAAAGGAAGAAGGGCAUCAAAGAUCAAGAAAUCAUCAGACAGCAAUGAAUUCAGGCGGAUCAAAAUCCAGGGCAUGGCAGCCAGCAUUGAAGAGCAUCUCUGAGGCUGGAACCUGAUCAUCACUUCUUCCUCUUUUAUUUUUUAUUUUUCUUGGCUCUCUGCUUCUCUUUAGAUUUAAUUCUGCAAAAUAUUAAUUUAACUUAGACAUGCCAACCCCCCCUCCAAGGGACCCGAAAGUGGGGAAAAAUGAUGAGGAUGGGGAAUGACAGCAAAAUUGCAGUGUACUAAAGGAAAGCAGAUCCAGUCAUCCAGACCAUGUUGUUUCACUCUGUUAUCCAAAUUAACUACACAUACUCAAGUUCUACCUUA
This is a messenger RNA of Sesamum indicum (sesame), 914 nucleotides long. RefSeq lists its product as uncharacterized. Lineage: Eukaryota; Viridiplantae; Streptophyta; Magnoliopsida; Lamiales; Pedaliaceae. The record is from RefSeq and is a predicted model, not a curated record.